Messenger RNA from Orbilia oligospora ATCC 24927, 1836 nucleotides. RefSeq lists its product as uncharacterized. The record is from RefSeq and is a predicted model, not a curated record. The coding region runs from base 1 to 1836 and encodes 611 amino acids. NCBI's taxonomy places the organism in Eukaryota, Fungi, Ascomycota, Orbiliomycetes, Orbiliales, Orbiliaceae. The transcript has a single exon.
AUGGAGGCAACAUCGACCCGGUCUCCCCAUGACCCCGUCAGACAGCAAUUCUUGCGCCACCUCCAUUGGUAUCUUGGUCAAAUCACCAAUGAAAUGAUCCAAGAGGCAGGUGAAAACUAUGACAGGAAAAAGAGAAACGACAAGUUUUUUAACAGCCUCAAGUUUUUGGCUGAUUAUGUCGUCAAGUUCAACGACGGCCAAGAGAAGGGCAGAGAAACACCUGCGGCCGUUCCUCGACCAUCUGCAACAGGUAUUCAUACAGGUCUACGGACCUUCAUCCCAAACUCUUCACUGCAUACACAGCAGCAGCAGCAGCAGCAGUCAAUCGCUGCGGAAGGAAGACCACAGAUUAGUGUACCACCACAGCAAUCUGAAUUGGCGGGUCUAUCACAUGCUUCGCUACCUCGAGACCGAAGCUUUUCUGAGGCCCAGGUUUUGCCUGCCGUGCACAAUUCUUUAGUUGGGAAUACCAACAGAUCAUCUGUGUCACCAACCUCGGCUUUUGAAGCGGCCUUCUCUUCCAUGCACUCCCUUCAAGGCAGUCGGGUACAAUCAUCUGAGUCUGUGCCCACAGUCGGAAGCAUUAGCCCCUCUCAACCACCUUCAAAUGCAAAUACCAUCCGAAACAACAUGAACACUUCUAUCAACCAAAAAAAUGUACCCUCUGCCCAGCAGAGUAAGCCUACAACCAACUUUGGAUUUGUAGCACCCCCAAGGAUGACACCCGCAAGUGUGACUCCUUUACAAAAGGCUGCUAUUUCUACCACAGCCGAAAUCGAGGCGUCUUUAGCCGUCGUUAAUGACUUCCUCGUCCCUCCGAGGGACACAACAGCGUCGCAGCAUACAGCAGCAAUGGCCAUUAGGCCACCUUCAUCUCGUCCUACCUCUAUCACAGGUCUUAACGCCACAGACGCCUCGGACAACAAUGCUUCUCAAGGUAGAAAGCGAAAGCGCCAGAAGAAGCAGUGGUGCACGAUCUGUAACGACCACAAAGAAGGUUUCAGAGGUCCUCAUGAGCUUGCACGACAUAUUAAUAUUCAACAUCAAACCAAAAAGACUGUCUUCAUUGUAUAUGAUGACUCACCUGGCGGCGACAUGUUCAAGAACUGCAAGCAUUGCUCAAGGCGGAAGAUUUAUGGUCAGGAUUACAAUGCCGCUUGCCAUCUUCGACGAGCUCAUUUCAAUAAGCGGUUGAAGACGGACACCCCUGAGGAGAGGGAGUUCAAGCAAUUACAUCCAGACUUCCCGCCCAUGGAGGAGCUUCGUCCCUGGCUUAGGAAAUGCCUUGUUGAUGUCUCAAAGCUAAAGGAUGGAAAGUAUAUCGACAAUCAAGACGAAGCUAUUCUCAAAGUUGAACCCGCCGUCAAGGCCGAAGAUUUAACGUCUUCUGACCAAGAUAAAGACCAAGAAAUGACAGACGAUGAGCCAUUGCAACCAGUUGGCCCAGCUACCCCGCCACCUGAUUCAGAGGUUGAAUCUGAAGCCAUCAGACCCUCUAUGAACGACCCAAUGACUCACGAUAACUUCUUCGACUUCGACUUCUCAGAGUUCAGAUUCCAACAACCUGACUUUAUCUUCAACAGCCCGCCACUCGCUCAACCAUCCGCCGUCCCACGUACUAAUAACCUUAACACUAUCUUUGCGCGCCAGAUGCAGUCAAUGGGCAUCUCACCUGACCAGAUCCUUUCUGAGAAGGUGCCAGACUUCAUGGGGAUAGAAAGCAAUAUGUUCGCUCCUUUCGGCUUACCAGAGUUCCCGAAUAACAAUGUCGAAGCUCUAGGUAUUGAAGGGUCAUUUGAGGACUUUGAUAUCGAUCAGUUCCUUCAAGGUCCUUAA